This is a messenger RNA of Striga hermonthica, 1035 nucleotides long. The record is from the annotation of a GenBank genome assembly. Lineage: Eukaryota; Viridiplantae; Streptophyta; Magnoliopsida; Lamiales; Orobanchaceae.
AUGACUCCGGCGGUGCCACUCGCCGCGGCCCAAUUCCUCCUCCUCCUCCUCUUUCUCCUCGGCGGGCUCUGGUCCGGGCCCGUCGCCUGCUGGCGGCCGUGGCCCAAUUCCAGGCCCAACUCGACAGACUCCCUGCUCGGCGGGUCCAAAAAGUACGAGGGCUCGUCGGAAUUCGUCGCAAUGAGGUAUCACAUGGGCCCCGUCCUCACCGGCAACAUCACCGUUUACCCCAUUUGGUACGGUGCGUGGCGGAGCCCCCAGAAGCGCAUCAUCCGCGAGUUCAUCGGCUCCAUCUCCGCCGCCGGUCGCCGGAGGCCGUCUGUCUCCGGCUGGUGGCGGACGGUCCGGCUCUACACGGACCAGACCGGCGCCAACGCUUCCGGAACCGUACGGAUCGGGUCGGAGAAGAACGACCGGUUCUACUCCCACGGGCGGCGUCUCACGCGCCUUUCCGUGCAGUCGGUCAUAAAAUCGGCGAUCUCCGCCUCCACGCGCCCCCUCCCGAUCAACCCCAAGGGCGGCGUCUACCUCCUGCUGACGUCGGACGACGUGUACGUCCAGGACUUCUGCGACAACGUGUGCGGCUUCCACUACUUCACCUUCCCGUCGAUCGUGGGGUACACGCUCCCGUACGCGUGGGUGGGGAACUCCGCAAAGCUGUGCCCCGGCGUGUGCGCGUACCCAUUCGCGGUGCCGGAGUACAUGCCGGGGGUGAAGGCCGUCUUACCGCCGAACGGCGACGUCGGGGUGGAUGGGAUGGUGAGCGUGAUCGCACACGAGGUGGCGGAACUGGCGACGAACCCGCUGGUGAACGCGUGGUACGCGGGUCAGGACCCGAGUUUUCCGGUGGAGAUAGCAGAUCUGUGCGAGGGGAUCUACGGGACGGGCGGGGGCGGGUCGUACACAGGGCAGAUGUUGAACGACAGGGAUGGUGCCACGUAUAACAUGAAGGGUAUCCGACGGAGGUUCUUGGUCCAGUGGGUGUGGAACCAUCUACUGAAUUACUGCACCGGACCUAAUGCGCUUGAUCAGUAA